This is a messenger RNA of Lytechinus variegatus (green sea urchin), 2883 nucleotides long. Its product is annotated as dual oxidase maturation factor 1-like. The record is from RefSeq and is a predicted model, not a curated record. Lineage: Eukaryota; Metazoa; Echinodermata; Echinoidea; Temnopleuroida; Toxopneustidae. Gene Ontology annotation, biological process: protein transport. The transcript is spliced from 9 exons. Gene Ontology annotation, cellular component: endoplasmic reticulum membrane. Bases 242 to 1525 code for a protein of 427 amino acids.
UCUUUUUUCGGUCACCCUCGCUGACAAGCAUUGAUUACUGAAUAGCUAUCUACCAGUGCAUUGCCUAUGACAGAAAACUUUUUCUACGCCAUUGCAGGCACUAACCUGGUUCCUAUUUGGGCUCUGUCGUAGAGUCAUAUUUUCUUCUCUCUUCCACAUAUUUUUUUUUCUCUACGAAUCUUCGUUUAGUGACGAUUGAACGUAUUAUAAACGAAGGAAGGGGAAGGAGAAAUAAACCAAGAUGGGUAACACAUACACCGCAUUUAGGGUGCAGGGGUUACCCACAUAUUACCCUCCUAAUAAAACUCCGGUCACCGCCGACGUACUCGAAAUCGGUUUCGUCUUUGCUUUCUUGAUCACGUUCUUCUCCUUCAUCAUCAUCUUGCCCGGUAUACGGGGAAUGCAGAGAUGUUACAGUUUUAUUCGGAUCACAGUCAGCCUUUUCAUCGGUGCCGGUAUCAUGUUGUCUCUUUGGGGACAAGAAUGGGAGAAGGCCACCCUUCAUGACAUCAGUACAUACUACAAGGCGUUCUCUCCCUACGAAAUAGAACACGCUGACAUCGAAGUGAAGAUAGGACUCAACAGCGUCAACAUCACACUCAAAGCUCCUGAAGGUGUCCCAGAACAUCCGGAAGAGAUUAUCAACUACAAUGAACGAUUCCAUUUCUAUGGCAGCCAGGGACGUGGCGGAUUCGGGCGAUUCUCUGGACGUAUCAACCGUGAAUUCCGUGAGGCCCAGUGGUCUGGUAAGCCCUACCCUGUGCUAUGGGUUGCUGAAUAUUUCACUUUGGAUGGUGAAGAUAUCCGAUGGGGAAGGUCAUACCGAUUGGCUGGAUUCUACGCAUACAUCAUGGUCUGGCUAGCCUUCCCACUGUGGAUCCUGGCUAAUAUCUUGUUCUUCAUGGUCAUCCGAAACGGUGCCUACUUCCUCAUCAUGACCGGUGGUAGUCUCUUGACCGCUAAUGUUCUUUAUGCAAGCAUUCGAUACGGAUCGGAAUUAAAGAUACCGUUUGGGGCGGACCACAUUCUUACCUUCUACAAGGGACCCAGUUUCUGGCUUUGUAUGGUUGCUGGCUUGAUAUCGGUCAUAUGCGGGUUCAUCGUCCUCGUCAUGGAUUACCUGUAUCCACUCGAGAUCGCAACCUUCUUCAACGUCGAUCCCCUCCAGGACUUCGAAGAUACUUACUUGAUUGAGCAAGCCGGUGGCAUGGAUGGAUCCAACUUCGAAGGCGGCAAGUCGAACGGAGAUAGUAACGGCCAAGAAGUAUGCCAGUCCCCUCCACCCGAGCCCAAGGGGAGGUUUGAGUAUCGCUCUCGUUUCCAAUCACGCUUUGCUAAGUCAAGGCGUCGACCACGUCCCACACAGCGAGGUGGCGGACCGGACGGCAUCGAGGAGGGUGACGAAGCAGCGGAAUCAUCUACACCUACAAAUCAAAGAACAAGCGAACAACCAAGCGCAAACAUCCAAGACAUCCCUCUGAAGGUGUUGGAAGAUACUCCAAAAAGUCCGACAACGGACAUGUAAACGAAGGCAUUGAGAUGGGUGAGACGAGCCAAGAUCGGCCAAGCAGUGGCGCUGCUGCCACGCUGGGAGCUGAACUAGACGAAGUCGAUUUGUCAGAGCCCACAUACCAAAACACUGCAGUCAUAUCGUAAAUUAGCAACCACACACACCUGCUCGAUAUUCGGUUCCAUGACAUUUGCCCGGCGACAAUUGCUCCUCGGAAAAUUCCACACAUUAAUGGAUUGAUCAAUUUCAACCCUAGAUUGAACACCAUACCCUAUCUUUAACCUGAAUUUCUUAGAUGAAAUAAUGCAUGGAGCAAUUAUCGUCGGAGCAAACGUCGUGUCACCCGAUGGGUUCGCCUUUUUUCAAUCUCCCCCUCUCUCUCUCGUUUUCAUUCAUGACGUCAUACCGAAAAACUAGAUGUCUAACGAAAUGUGACUUGUGUAAUUGUGAGUUUUGUGUAUCAUUUUGUACAUAUUUAAAACCUCUCUUUAUGGCUUCGACUCUGAGGGAGUAGUAAUAUAGUUUUAUCAACUUUGAAUGAAGACCGAAUGAAAUCAUUCGACAUUCAGAUUAACUGUUAAAAUACGCCACACCACUUUAUAAACCAGUACUAUUACAAGAAUGCUACAGCAUCUAACAACGACAUAUAAUAAAUAGGAGAGCUUAUUGUGAUUGAUUAGUCAAAAAUACUUUGAGCUUGACGGAUUUGAGGAUUAAAAAAAAACGAUUUCUUAAAAAUCAAUAUAGGCAUAGUAUAUUUGAUGAAAUUCCUAAUAAUUGUACUUGUUUAAAUGUGCGUUGUUUGAAAUAUCGGCACCUGUACUUGUGGUCAACAAAUAUUACAUGUGGAUAGGCAAUAUUACAGGUGGAUAAGCAAUAAUGUAUUUUGUAUGAAAUUGAUCCCGGGUUUAUACCGUUUUGUCUUUCUUCCUAUUUUCUUCCAUUUAUUUCUUUAAUAUUUUUGUUGUAUGUGGACUUUGGUAAAUACAUUGUGGAUAAUAUAUCCUAUUGAUGUUACCCAGUUGUACUCAAAGGCGACUUGUAUAUAGUCAUCAUCUCAGAGAAUAUAUAUUUUGUUCCAAUGGUAUAUUGCUAUUGUACUUGUACUUUUGAGCGAGAUAAUUUAUAUAUUUUAUUAAACGAAUAAAUUGCUGAGCUGAAAGCAAAGUUCCCCAAUGGAUUUGUCAAUAGUGCGAUUAUAAUAAUAAUGAAACAAUCUUUAGCAAAUAAAUUAUGGCUGACAUAUUUAGUAGUAAAAUAUAACAAAAUGGUUUGAAAUUUUACAGUAAGAUGGUCAUAAGAAACAUUUAAAAACUUAUGCAUAUUUUCGUACCAGGAAAGCGUUUCAUUAAUAAAUAAAGUGUAAUAAAUAA